Molecule: messenger RNA, 2979 nt
Organism: Dunckerocampus dactyliophorus (ringed pipefish)
Lineage: Eukaryota; Metazoa; Chordata; Actinopteri; Syngnathiformes; Syngnathidae
Gene: sema3fa
Product: sema domain, immunoglobulin domain (Ig), short basic domain, secreted, (semaphorin) 3Fa
Exons: 19
Coding region: 285-2762 (825 amino acids)
Biological process (GO): neural crest cell migration; negative chemotaxis; semaphorin-plexin signaling pathway
Molecular function (GO): semaphorin receptor binding; chemorepellent activity
Source: RefSeq, a predicted model, not a curated record
CAGCACGCCGUUUCUCUGCACUUGAGCGUCGGAAGCUCCUCAGUGUGUUUCAACCUCCCCUGGAUCAACUCUUUUCUUCUUGGCAUCCUCCUCGUGGAAAAGUACACAACUAUCAACGGCAAUUUGGAGAGCGCUACAACUUAAAUUGAAUCAAUCCAAGCUUUUGUUCGGCUCCGGAAUAACCGCGGGGAGAAUCCGUAGAAGACACAAGCCGGGCUCCUGACUGUGUGCGCGGGCAUAGACGCUCCGAGGAACCCCUCCUGCCUGCCUGCCUGCCUGCUUGGAUGGUUUUAAAUGUUUGCAUCUAUUGCAGUUUGCUGUGGAUCCAACUAAAAGGUAACAGGACAAGACUCCUGGACUCUCCUCCCCCUCUGUUAGCAAACAGAGAGACAAUGUUGUGGGACAGCCUGUGCUGUCUGCUGGCCCUGCUGGCCUCAGUGUCCGGGGGACUGCCCCCGGCCCACGAACCGCUGUCUGCCCCCAGGAUCUUCCUGUCCUUCAAAGAGUUAAAGUCGACCGGCACCGCUCACCACUUCUCCUUCUUGCUAAACUCCACCGACUAUCGAAUUCUUCGCAUGGACGAGGACCACGACCGCAUGUAUGUGGGCAGCAAAGAUUAUAUACUGUCUCUGGAUCUGCACGACAUCAACAAGGAGCCACUCAUUAUCCACUGGCCUGUUGCCCCUCAGAGGAAGUCUGAAUGUGUACAGUCUGGAAAAGACACCAAUGGCGAAUGCGGCAACUUCAUUCGUCUGAUCGAGCCGUGGAACCGCACUCACCUGUACGUCUGCGGGACGGGAGCGUACAACCCCAUCUGCACAUAUGUGGAUCGAGGACGCCGGUCACAGGGCUCCUUCCUACAGGCCCCCAAAUCUGGAGGGAGAACCAAUCGGGCAGCAGACCCCAGCGCUACGUCAGAUCUUAUGGAGGCCAAGGAAUAUAUUUUCCGUCUGGAGCCGGGGAAGGUGGAUUCUGGGAAGGGAAAAUGUCCUUUUGACCCCAAGUUGAACAGCGUCUCUGCUUUGAUCAAUGGAGAGCUGUAUGCGGGAGUCUACAUCGACUUCAUGGGAACCGACUCGGCCAUCUUCCGUACGCUGGGGAAGCAGACGGCCAUGAGGACCGAUCAGUACAACUCCAGAUGGUUGAACGACCCCACAUUUGUCCACGCACACCUCAUCCCAGACAGCGCCGAGAAGAACGACGACAAGCUCUACUUCUUCUUCCGAGAGAAAGCCUCCGAGAUGGGCCAGAGUCCCAUGACCCAGUCCAGGAUCGGGCGCAUAUGCCUGAAUGACGACGGAGGCCACUGCUGUCUGGUCAACAAGUGGAGCACCUUUCUGAAGGCACGUCUCAUCUGUUCGGUGGCUGGAGCCGACGGUGUCGAGACGCACUUUGAUGAGCUCAGGGACGUUUAUAUCCAGCCGACGCAUGACACCAAGAAUCCUGUCAUCUAUGGGGUUUUCUCAGUCUCAGGAUCCGUGUUUAAAGGCUCAGCGGUGUGCGUCUACUCCAUGGCUGACAUCCGCAUGGUCUUUAACGGGCCUUUUGCGCAUAAAGAGGGACCCAACUACCAGUGGGUGGCCUACACUGGAAAGAUCCCAUACCCUCGACCUGGCACUUGUCCGGGAGGAACGUUCACCCCCAACAUGAAAUCCACAAAGGAUUACCCGGAUGAGGUGAUCAACUUCAUGAGAAAUCACCCCACCAUGCACAACGCCGUGUACCCGGUGCACAAGCACCCCCUGGUGGUCAGAACCAACGUGGACUAUGAGUUCACCACAAUCGCCGUGGACCAAGUGACGGCCGCAGACGGGAACUACGAGGUUCUCUUCCUGGGCACAGAUCGAGGGACAGUUCAGAAGGUGAUUGUGUUGCCUCGAGAUGACCUGCAGACUGAGGAGCUGGUUUUAGAGGAAGUGGAAGUUUUCAAGGUUCCCACUCCGAUCACCACCAUGAAGAUCUCAUCCAAACGUCAACAACUGUAUGUGGCAUCCGUAUUGGGCGUGACCCACCUGGCUCUGCACCGCUGUGACGUGUACGGGGAGGUUUGUGCUGACUGCUGUCUGGCCAGAGACCCUUACUGCGCUUGGGAUGGAAAGUCCUGCUCCCGAUACUCAGCAUCACAGAAGAGACGCAGCCGUCGUCAGGAUGUCAAGUACGGCAACCCCAUCCGUCAGUGCAGAGGCUACAACUCUAAUGCCAAUAAGAAUACUGUGGAGACAGUUCAGUACGGCGUAGAGGGCAGCACAGCGUUUUUGGAGUGCCAGGCCAGGUCCCCCCAUGUUUCUCUCAAGUGGCAUCUUCAGAAAGAGAACAGCGACAGGAGGAAGGAGAUUCGCUGCGAGGGCCGCAUCCUGAAGACAGACCAAGGCCUCCUGAUCCGCUCCCUGCAGCCGUCCGACAGCGGCAUCUACCAGUGCACCUCCACGGAGAAGAACUUCAAGCACACGCUGGUCAAACUGCAGCUGGUGGUCCUCUCCAGCCGCACCGUCAACAAUGUCCUGGUGGACACGGGUGUCCCCGGCCUGGCCCCGCUGCAGUCCAGCGCCUGGACGCCGAGCGCCGGCCAGUACAAAGACCUGCUGACCAUCCUGAGCCAGCCGGAGAUGGGCCUCAUCAACCAGUACUGCCAGGACUACUGGCAGCUCGGCGACGGCAGCCUGGCGGAUGUCAAAGCCAAAAGCUUGAAGGAGCUGAAGGAGCAGAAGAAGCCUCGCAACCGCCGACAUCACGACGAGGAGACGACCCCGGCGGAGACAUGAGGCGCUGGAGCAACCAACUUGUGGAACACCUCCCCCGACACAGCACCAAGACAGUUCCUGUGUUGCAAGAAACACAAUAUUUAUUGUAGCUUGUAAAAAGUACUUCUUUGUACCUCUCUAGAAAAGGUUUUUUGUGAAUAGCUAAAUCUGUGCAAAUAUUAGCGUUACUGUUUAUGUGCAUUAUGUUGAGAAUAUCUUUUUAUUCUGUUUGGUGUUU